GACAGUGGAAUCAAGGUCUUGGAGACUUUAUUGUUCCAUCUUUUGCAUGUCUCAACGAGAAAGGAUUUUAUGAUGCUUCGGACGGGAUGCGAUAUAAUUCGAGAGCCUUUUGUCUUUAACACGAGCUUUAUGUCAUUUGAAUCGAUCUAAUUUUUUGUGUACUAUAAAAUUUUCUAUAUAAAUUACGAUUUUAUAAUAAUUUUCAGUGAUGAAAAUUAUGGCGAUGCACAACUCCUCUCACGAGAGUUAAAGUUCAAACCUAAACACUAAUCCCCACUAAAUCAUUAACAAAUUUAAACAAGUUGAAAAUAAAAGAUGGAUAGGUGAUACACCCAUUUUCAAUCUAACCAGUAAUUGAUAUUCAAAAUGCUUAUGUUUUCUCUAAUAUUCAUUGACCGUUUGGUACCAAAUGAAUUAAAAAUUCAUUUCAUUUUAAAAUGCAUUACUUUGUAGAAUUAAUUGUCAAAUAAAUUCUUGUGUUUUUUAUGUCUUAUUUUAUUCUUUAGAAAUAAAAUAAAUUGUAUUAUCAAACCAUGUUUGGCAUAAAUUCAGAAUCAGAUUAAACUAAAAGUUUCCAACUAUACCCUGAUUAAUUACCCACAUAAAUAAUAUUCUUUGAAAAUCCAUCUUCUAAAACACGCAGACAAAGUUAUUAUCCAGAAAUUUGGAAUUAGUAGGAGAGUUGAUUCCAUUGCCAAAGAGCAGGUUGCCGCUUAGCCCACCUAAUGGAAUUUGGAGUCGCCCAGUAUGCAGAGUUUAUAAGAAACUAUAUAUAUCAUGUUAACAUACCGGCAAAAAAGUAGGGCUAGGCGUGCAUAAUCAGUGUAUUGUCGCCUGUAGAAGUAAUUUAGUUAAUAAAUAAAGAUAAUUAUGUCAUUCCGGUGAAAUGCUUUUGGAAUUCAUUUGGAAAUUCCAUCUCAAUUCCGCGAAAUUACUAUAACUAGCUCCAAUUUCGUAGAAUUCAAAAUUUAGAAUCGAAAAUUAAUUAUUUUAAAUACCAAACACAAAAGUAUUUUAUUUCUCCUUAAAAAAAUUCAAUUCAAAAUGAAUUUCUAAAAACAUAUGGAAUUCAUUUAUACCAAACGGUAUAUUAAGGUCAAUGCAUAGUUCAUCCAAUGCGGAGUUGUCAAAAUAAGAAGUGAGACUGAGAUUUCAAUGCAUAACUUUCUUAAGACAAGAUGUGAUAGUAUCCAAGAGCUUACUAUCUUUAAAUCGAGAUUACUGAGCUUCAUACCAUUUGUAUUAGUGUAUUUUCUGUUUAUUGUAAAUUUGGAGUGUCUAAAAGAAAUCAUGGUCUCAUAAUAAUCAAUCAGAAAAAGUGAUGGAGAUGCACCAUCUUCUCUAACAUGAGUCAAAGAUUAAAACCGAUCAUCAAUCUCCACUAAAACAUUGAAAGAAAUAAAGGCACGAGAUUUUGUAAAACUCAAUUUUGUUAAUAUCUAAUAUCUUACUGUAUCUCCAAUAUUUAGUGCAACCUAUAUCUAUGCAAAAUUGUCAAAAUAAGGAAUGAGGCUACCGUUUUGGUGCAUAACCUUUUUUUUGCUUUAGCCACUCUAAUUUAAACAAAAAUCUCAAGCAUUGCAACUAAGGAUUUUUUCAACCUCACACAAAUUUCGACUAACUAGUUUUCCCGGUAAUUCUAACUAUAUUUAUUUCUUCAUAUCAGAUUAAUUGAAAAUUAUUAAUGAAAAAAAUUAACAAAUGCUAUAGCGUGUAUUUAUGUGAAUUUAUUAAAACAUCAAAGACAAUACCCAUUUUGUAAUACUAUCUUUACUAUUCCAUUUUUUUUAACUUCAAAUCAUUCGAGAAAAGAACUUUGUACCAACUAAACAUAUAUAGUUUUCGACUAAACAUUUUGCCUCAUUGUUGUCGGUUUAAAAGUUCAGGUUCCAGUUUCAAGUUAUGCAAUUGCAAAUAUUUAAUUUGUGCUUAGGGUUUAGUGUAUUUGGUGAUGGAGAUAAUAACGAUUUGAGGGGGGAAAAGAAACUAUUGAUAUUGGAAAUACAUAUUUCAAUGAUAGAGAGAAAGAGUCAAUAUAUGAUAAUAUUCACGAUUUGGAUAAGAUAAAAUAUACUUAGCAGAGAUUGUAUUUUAUAUGAGUUUAUGACUUUUCAAUAGUAAAAUAAUUUGCAUUCUUUUCAUAUACCAAAUCAAAUGUAAUUCCAUCAAAUAUCGCUAUUAUUGUUUAACAUUAAUUAGAAUUAUUCGGACAACGGGCUGGAUCCACCGACCCACAUCCGAUACAUUUUUUUUUUGUCAAAGUUAGCGGUAACAUAGAGUCAUAAAUAGAAGAAAGAAGAGCGCGGGAGUCGACUAAUCGCCGAGCUCCCGAUGAAAGGGCUUUUUGUGCCACAAGAUGGAAGGCCCUAUUAAGUCGACAAGAGACAAAACAAAACGAAACGAAGCUGAAUUGGGACGCCAACGCCCUUGCAUCUUCGAGUACCGUCCCACUCCGAUCGUGUGCCAAAUUACUCCUCACCAUCCGUUGAAUCAAUUGUUGUGAGUCUCCAUUGUAAAGCAUCUCUAAGAGCCUUAGCAUCAAGUGAUGAAUCACCAACAUGGAGAAUUCAAUAGUCCAAGAAGCCUCCCUGCAAACCAACAUAGAGAAAACGAAACUAGGACCAUAAAAUGCAAUAAACCAUUUAAAGGAUACAACGCUCCAUCCGUAGCCAUAGGGAACCUGCAAAAUAAGAAAAUAAAAAACAAGCCAGGGGAUCUUGUGGCAGCCACUUGGACAUCCUCACAGUCGAGAAGUCGAACUGAAGGAGAGCCCAGGCGAACGGCACAAUCAACGAGCAUGAUGUUGAAAGCCGUUAUCGGGCUGCACCCACGAAGCAUUAUAUGCAAUCUACUAACAGAGAGGAAAUCUAACCGAUCUAUUUUUUUCUCUCAUGAAUUUCAUUUUCAAACUUACGCAAUAAUUGUAGAAGUAAUAAACGAAAAGUGCCAAAAGAAUAAUUGAAAAACAAAUAAAUUAUGGAGGAUAAUUAUAAAGAAUACUAAAGAAAUAAUAAAAAUACCAAGAGAGGGAUACUUAUCGGAACCGUCGUUAGUGGUAGCGUAACCGUCACACUGCGUCAGGAUUGUAACCGCCGUCUGGAAAAACCGUCGCUCUGCCCCUCCCCGUUACGAACCCCACGACACAGCCCGAAUCCCAACCUGCAACCAUCACACCGGACUUCCGCAACUUCAUCUCCCGCCGCUCCUCCUCCGUCGGCCAGUGCUUCUCCCAGCGCCGCCCUUGAACGGAACUCAUCGACUGCUCCGCCGCAUUCGCUCUCCCUGACUCCCACACCGAAGUCGCCAUCCGGAUCCGCAAGACAUCCAAGUCGCCCUGACUCCUUGGACGGAACUUAUAAUUCCAUUAGCAUCAAUCAAAGGGAAAUUGAAAUCCAAUCAAUUCCAAUCUUCCGCAGCUGCUUCAGAGACAGAGUGCAUCCGAUACAUUUACGGAAAGGACAUUUUGUAGUCUAGUAGAAAUCCCCAUCCCACUCCCACGAACUUCCAUUUCCCAAUUAUCAUCUCCAAUUUGGGACGGAGGCCAUUUCUUUAUUCCUUCUCUGCAUGGGCUCACCUGGCAAUACAACAUUUUUUUAUACAUAAGUGUGAUAUAGGUUUUUUUGCCAUGAGGUACUAUUUGAGAUAGAGAAAUUUUACAAUGCUAUAUAGUAUUGGUGCUAUAAGUUUUUGCCUUUAUGGUACAACUUAAAAUUGUACAUUUACGUUAUGGUACAACUUUAGAUUGUACCUAUACUUUUUGUACAUAUUCUUUUAUGGUACUACUUGAACUUGUACCUUUAUGUGAUGGUACAACUUCAAGUUGUAAAGUUGUACCAUAACAUAAUGGUAUAAAUUGCUUUAUGGUACAACCUAAACUUAUACAUUUAAUGUUAUGGUACAACUUUGAGUUGUACAUUAAAGCACCAAUGUUAUAUAGCAUAGUAGAAGUGCUCUUUGAGAUAUUCAAACAUUGGACAUUCAGUUAAAGGCUAGUGAUUUUAUCACUAGAUUAACCUAUUGUUCGUCAAAAGUUUGGAUCAUUUAGAGAUAAUUAUUUUUUAAACAUUUGCUUUGUAUGUAUGUAAUCUGAUUUUUUGUUUUUGGGUUGAUCAGGAUUAUGAAGUGUCAAUAAUGUUGUUCACAAGCCAUUAUUUGGUAGACAUCGAGCAGGACAAGAUAGGUCGUCGUGUCUUAAAUCUUGGUUUAGUAAGCAGUGGCAAUCUUUGGAAGCAAAUGGAUGUACUGAUUUUCAACACAUGGCUUUGGUGGUACAGGAAAGGUCCUAAGCAAGGAUGGAAUUACAUUCGAGAUGGGAAGAUCAUAUCUAAGGACAUGAACAGAAUGACGGCCUUCACAAAAGCCUUGCGAACAUGGGCAAAAUGGGUUGAUUCAAGCGUAGAUACAACGAAAACAAGUGUAUUCUUUCAAGGAGUUUCUCCUGCUCACUACAAUGGGGCCGCUUGGGGGAGGCCAAGAGCGAGAGAUUGUUCUAACGAGACAAAACCAAUAGCAGGAGGAUUAACCCAGUCCGUGGUCCCAUUGGCGUUAAAAGUUCAACAAGACAUCAUAGGAAGCAUAAGGAAACCGGUUCACUUCCUGAAUAUAACUGCAAUGUCAUACAUGAGAAAAGAUGGACACCCAGCCUCACACAAUGGCCUUGGGGGCAUGGACUGCACGCACUGGUGCAUUGCUGGUGUCCCUGAUACUUGGAAUCAUAUCCUCUCAACGAUCCUCAUUUAUUCAGGAAAAAGAGGGAAAGAAAGCAAGAAACUACCACGGCAAACUCUUGCACAUAAAUAAUCAGGGUUGGAUCCAUCCAAUAAAAAACCAAACAGGGUCUUGGUUGGAUUGGGUGAUUAGAUUGUUGCUCUUUCCUUGAAACAACACUAGUUCAUGAUUAUUGGCGAUUCUUGCAUGUUCUUGAAGCAAACUGUUGAUUGUGAUUAGUCUGAUGUGCUUUACUAUAAAAAUCCCAUACACGUUAGCUUAUUUUCAAAGUCGUUCAUAUAAUUAUUAUAAGCUCAAGGUUAACAGUGGGAAUAAUUGAGAAGCAAUGUC
This is a messenger RNA of Linum trigynum, 5058 nucleotides long. The record is from the annotation of a GenBank genome assembly. Lineage: Eukaryota; Viridiplantae; Streptophyta; Magnoliopsida; Malpighiales; Linaceae.